AUGUAUUAUCUAGGUCAUGUCUGCCGAAUUCAGCCACAUGUUGUUAAGCUUCAUCAUCAUCGAUCACGAGGAAAACUUCGUCCAUCGAUAACAACAAAGUCAUCAUCGAUCUCUAUUCUUCAUGUAACUAUAAGAUCACAAAAUAAUACUCAUACCGCACAGAAACAAUCUAACAAUGAACAGAUACAAUUGCAACUCAAUUCCGCACAACGUUCAAAGGAUCUGAUCCGUUCUGUUAAUGUCUACAGAAAAGUUUCAGUUUCUCAAUCAUUCCUAAAAAACAAAGUUGAACCUAAAAAAAGUAUUGACUCAUUUAAAGACCCGAUCAAAUCUGAUAUACCGCCUGAUGAUGAUUUAUAUCAAGCUAAUAAAAACCUUGAUCAAACAACUCUGCAAAUUGGAGACUUUCUUGGAAACAAAUUACCAAAUAGUAUCAAUAAUGAUUCUGAAAUAAAUAAAAAUUAUCCAGGCAAUGUAACACCAGAUAAAUUGUUUAUGAUGAAUGAUGUCCGUAAACGAAAAUUUAAAAAUCAAUUACGAACAAGACAGAACUGCGAAAAACUUCACUAUAAUGUAUCUGCAACACAAUCGACUGGUGCCUCCUCAUCAUCAAAUCAAUAUGAAACUAGAAAAACACUAAGAGAAUCAAACAAACAACAGCAGUCUCAAAACACAGUGACAUCAGCAUCGGAUAUCCUAGCUGAUGUACAACAAGAAUCUGGAGAUGGUAAAACUGAUGAUAGAGAAGAAAAAGCAAUUCGUAAUGCUGUAUUUACGAAACUCUUACAGUUAGUUAUUGAAGGUAAUACUUCUACCGAUGAUAACAAUGAGGAAUUUCAUAAAGUACGCUGUGGAGCAUGUGGUUCCCAUCCAAUUAGAAGUGAUCGAUAUAAAUGUUUAAAUUGUGAAAAAUUAAAUUUAUGUGCACAAUGUUUUGAACGUCGGAAAGAAUCUAGAAACCAUAAGAGCGGACAUACAUUUAUUCAUUUUAAAUCACCUAACGAAUUAUUUGGUCGAUCUGUGACAGAUGAUGAUGUAACAUUCAAUAAACUUCGAGAAUUGUAUAAAGAUGAUGUACAUGAAUCAAUCAGUUGUGAUGGUUGUCAUUCUCCAGCUAUCAAAGGCUUACGAUUUAAAUGUGAUACAUGUUCAAACUAUGAUCUAUGUGAACAGUGUUUAAAAGCUGGUACUAUUACUCAAACACAUGAGUCUACUCAUCCACUUAUUGUUAUAUCGCGUCGAGCGAUUCAUCAAAUUCCAGCAGAUGAUAUUGAACUUGGUGAUGAAUUAGGAAGAGGCGCAUUUGGUUCAGUACAUAAAGCGAAAUGGUUAUCAAAAAAACGUGUUGUUGCAUGCAAAGUGAUUCUCGUACCUAGAACAAGUAAUGCUGAAAUACUUCAAAAAAGUUUUUUAAAAGAAAUAGCUGCUUAUGCUGAACUAUCUGGGGCUUAUAUUCUUAAAACUUAUGGUUUUGCAGUAGCUAGGAAUGAAAAAGGCAAAAUAUUUAUGCUUAUUAUGGAAUUUAUGUCUCGUGGAAGUCUUAAAAAUCUUAUUCAAGAGAAAGGAAAUAAAAUAUCUUUACGACGAAAACUUGAUAUGGCAAUAAAUAUUGCUAGUGGAAUGCGAAAAAUUCAUGAACAUAAAAUGAUUCAUAGAGAUAUUCGACCAGAUAAUAUUCUUAUUAAUGAAUAUUAUGUUGCUAAAAUUGGGGAUAUGGGGAUUGCUCGAACUAUUGAUCCUUUAAAUCAACAUACACAAAUUGGAUGUCAACCGUAUAUGCCCCCUGAGUUUUACAGUGGUACCUACGAUCAAAAACUUGAUAUUUUUACAUUUGGAUUAACAUUGAACGAGCUUUUUACUUCAACAAGACAUAUGUUUCAUCAAUUUGCUAAUACAAAAAUAGCUUUUCAAGAACAAAGUCCUAUCUUUGCUGAUUUAAUCGCUCGAUGUACAACUGAUGACCCAAAAAGACGUCCAACAGCUAUUGAAAUUGAAAAAACUCUUGAUCUAUAUAUUACUGGUUUCAACGAAAUUAUUCUUAAGAAACAUCCCAGUUAUAUAAAUUUAUCUACUGAAGAUAAAGACGAAAUCUUUGUUGCUUUCCAUGAAAAAUUUCAUCCACCAGCAACAGAAUUUAUUCGAAAAAAAUUUCCAUCGGAAUUUCUUGAACAUUUAACAGAUGUACCCGGUGUCAAAGUGGAUAAGAAUGUCAAUAACGAAAUACGUAUAGAAUGUCCUGUUCAGUAA
Messenger RNA from Adineta steineri, 2247 nucleotides. The record is from the annotation of a GenBank genome assembly. Lineage: Eukaryota; Metazoa; Rotifera; Eurotatoria; Adinetida; Adinetidae.